Closterium sp. NIES-65 is the source of this 2421-nucleotide messenger RNA. Lineage: Eukaryota; Viridiplantae; Streptophyta; Zygnematophyceae; Desmidiales; Closteriaceae. The record is from the annotation of a GenBank genome assembly.
AUGCCAUCCCCUUCUCCCAAGUUCCAUCCCCUUUUCCCAGAUUCCAUCCCUUUGUCCCUCAUUCCAUCCCCUUCUCCCAGAUUCCAUCCCCUUCUCCCCGAUUCCAUCCCCUUCUCCCAGAUUCCAUUCCCUUCUCCCAGAUUCCAUCCCCUUGUCCCAAAUUCCAUCCCCUUAUUCCAUCCCUUUCUCCCCGAUUCCAUCCCCUUCUCCCUAAUUCCAUCCCCUUCUCCCAGAUUCCAUCCCCUUCUCCCUGAUUCCAUCUCCUUCUCCCAGAUUCCAUCCCCUUCUCCCAGAUUCCAUCCCCUUCUCCCAGAUUCCUUCCCCUUCUCCCAAAUUCGAUCCCCUUCUCCCAGAUUCCAUCCCCUAAACCCUAGAGUCCAACCCCUUCUCCCAGAUUCCAUCCCCUUCUCCCUGAUUCCAUCCCCUUCUCCCAGAUUCCAUUCCCUUCUCCCAGAUUCCAUCCCCUUGUCCCAAAUUCCAUCCCCUUGUCCCAGAUUCCAUCCCCUUCUCCCAGAUUCCAUCCCCUUCUCCCUGAUUCCAUCCCCUUCUCCUAGAUUCCAUCCCCUUCUCCUAAAUUCCAUCCCCUUCUCCCAGAUUGCAUCCCUUUCUCCCCGAUUCCAUCCCCUUCUCCCUCAUUCCAUCCCCUUCUCCGAGAUUCCAUCCCCUUCUCCCAGAUUCCAUCCCCUUCUCCCAGAUUCCAUCCCCUUCUCCCGGAAUCCAUCCCCUUCUCCCAGAUUCCAUCCCCUUCUCCCGGAUUCCAUCCCCUUCUCCCUGAUUCCACCCCCUUCUCCCAGAUUCCAUCCCCUUCUCCCGGACUCCAUCCCCUUCUCUUUGAUUCCAUCCCCUUCUCCUAGAUUCCAUCCCCUUCUCCCAGAUUCCAUCCCCUUCUCCCAGAUUCCAUCCCCUUCACCCAGAUACCAUCCCCUUCUCCCAGAUUCCAUCCCCUUAUCCCAGAUUCCAUCUCUUCUCCCAGAUUCUAUCCCCUUCUCCCAGAUUCCAUCCCCUUCUCCCAGAUUCCACCCCCUUCUCCCAGAUUCCAUCCCCUUCUCCCAGAUUCCAUCCCCUUCUCCCAGAUUUCAUCCCCUUCUCCCAGAUUCCAUCCUCUUCUCCCAGAUUCCAUCCCCUUCUCCCAGAUUCCAUCCCCUUCUCCCGGAUUCCAUCCCCUUCUCCCAGAUUCCAUCCCCUUCUCCCGGAUUCCAUCCCCUUCUCCCUGAUUCCACCCCCUUCUCCCAGAUUCCAUCCCCUUCUCCCGGACUCCAUCCCCUUCUCCCUAAUUCCUUCCCCUUCUCCCAGAUUCCAUCCCCUUCUCCCAAAUUCCAUCCCCUUCUCCCAUAUUCCAUUCCAUCCCCUUCUCCCAGAUUCCAUCCCCUUCACCCAGAUACCAUCCCCUUCUCCCAGAUUCCAUCCCCUUAUCCCAGAUUCCAUCUCUUCUCCCAGAUUCUAUCCCCUUCUCCCAGAUUCCAUCCCCUUCUCCCAGAUUCCACCCCCUUCUCCCAGAUUCCAUCCCCUUCUCCCAGAUUCCAUCCCCUUCUCCCGGAUUCCAUCCCCUUCUCCCAGAUUCCAUCCCCUUCUCCCGGAUUCCAUCCCCUUCUCCCUGAUUCCACCCCCUUCUCCCAGAUUCCAUCCCCUUCUCCCGGACUCCAUCCCCUUCUCCCUAAUUCCUUCCCCUUCUCCCAGAUUCCAUCCCCUUCUCCCAAAUUCCAUCCCCUUCUCCCAUAUUCCAUUCCAUCCCCUUCUCCCAGAUUCCAUCCCCUUCUCCUAGAUUCCAUCCCCUUCUCCCAGAUUCCAUCCCCUUCUCCCAGAUGCCAUCCCCUUCUCCCAGGUUCCAUCCCCUUUUCCCAGAUUCCAUCCCUUUGUCCCUCAUUCCAUCCCCUUCUCCCAGAUUCCAUCCCCUUCUCCCCGAUUCCAUCUCCUUCUCCCAGAUUCCAUUCCCUUCUCCCAGAUUCCAUCCCCUUGUCCCAAAUUCCAUCCCCUUGUCCCAGAUUCCAUCCCCUUCUCCCAGAUUCCAUCCCCUUCUCCCUGAUUCCAUCCCCUUCUCCUAGAUUCCAUCCCCUUCUCCUAAAUUCCAUCCCCUUCUCCCAGAUUCCAUCCCUUUCUCCCCGAUUCCAUCCCCUUCUCCGAGAUUCCAUCCCCUUCUCCCAGAUUCCAUCUCCUUCUCCCAGAUUCCUUCCCUUCUCCCUGAUUCCAUCCCCUUCUCCCUCAUUCCAUCCCCUUCUCUCAGAUUCCAUCCCCUUCUCCCAGAUUCCAUCCCCUUCUCCUAGAUUCCAUCCCCUUCUCCGAGAUUCCAUCCCCUUCACCCUGAUUCCAUCCCCUUCUCCGAGAUUCCAUCCCCUUCUCCCUCAUUCCAUCCCCUUCUCCCAGAUUCCAUCCCCAUCUCCCAGAUUCCAUCCCCUUCUCCCAGAUUCCAUCCCCUUCCCCUAG